Plasmodium gallinaceum is the source of this 2685-nucleotide messenger RNA. Its product is annotated as conserved Plasmodium protein, unknown function. The transcript is spliced from 3 exons. The coding region runs from base 1 to 2685 and encodes 894 amino acids. The record is from RefSeq and is a predicted model, not a curated record. Lineage: Eukaryota; Apicomplexa; Aconoidasida; Haemosporida; Plasmodiidae.
AUGAAUAAUAUACACUUAAGUAUUUAUAUAUUUACUUUUUUCCUUUUACAAAUAUUCUUAAAAAAUAUUGUAUCAGAAAAUGUUACAUCUAUUAAAGAAAAAAAGAGCAGAAGUUCAAGUACUAUAAAUACUGUAGAGUCAUUAGUGGAAAAUAUUUUAGAUGUUGUUCAAUUUUUAGAAGAUGUAAAUAAUUACGUUAUUGAUUUUAAGAAGGAAAUGUUAGGUAAAUUAGAGCUAUUAGUACAUCAUGAUUCAAAUUUGUAUGAAACUUAUGAGUAUAACGAAAAUAUUCUAAAUCAAAUAUAUUCCUAUAAUGAGAGUAAAUUGAAAAGAUAUUACGAAUACAUAAAAAAUGUGAAAACAGAAAAACUAAAAAUGUUUAAUGAUACUAUAGACAAUUUUCACAAGGAAAAUAUUUUUUAUCUAAACUUUAUUUAUAAGAAUCUUCUUACAAAAAUUGAUUUAAUAAGUGAUUUAAAUAAAAAGGAAUUGAAUGAAGAAAAAAAAAAAAAUUUAAUGGAAUUAACAGAAUAUUUUGAUAGUUUAAAAAAGGAAAUGUUAAAAAUGCAAAAUAAAUUUAAUGAAAUAAUAGAGGAAGAAUAUGCAACAAUAAAAAAUGCAAAUAUCAAUUAUUUAAAAUCAUUAGAAGUUUUUAUAGAUGAAUAUUUAAGAUCAAGUAAUAAUUUUGAUGCAUUUUCUAGUUAUGUGAUAAACGAUUUUUUAUUAAGUGAUAAAAAAAUAAAUGUUUUAAAUUAUGAUAAUAAUUCUUUCUUUAAAAGUAAUUUUAUGAGUUUUAAUUUCUUAUUUAAUUUCAUUAAAGAAAUAAAAAAUGAAAAAAAUUUUAAUGUGUAUAUAUAUUUAAAAGAUCCUAUAAUUGAAGGAAAUGAAUUAUCAUAUUUAAAUUAUUAUGUUGUUAUUGAUUUAAAUAUUAUUGAUGUUAUAAUAAAAAAUGUUGAAAUAAUAAAAAAUAAAAAUAAAUAUAAAAAAAAAGAAAUAGAUGGUGUAUUAAUAUGUAUUGAUAAUUAUAUAGUAAAAUAUAACAUUUUAUCAAGUAAUGUAUAUUUAGAUAUGCAAAUGAAUAUUAAACCAUUUUUCCAUAACAAGAAAUAUAAGGAAUAUAAUUAUAAUAAAAUAAAAGAAAUAUCUCAAUAUUUGGAAAAACAAUAUAUUUUAAAUUAUAAGAAUACUGUUUUUAAUGAUGAUUUCUAUAAAUACAAUAUUGAAAAUACAAUAAAAGAUAACGAAUAUAUUUUAAAUAGAUCUGUAUAUAUAAAGAAAAAGAAUAUCUUCUUUGAUUCAGAAAAAGAGUAUUAUAAAAAAUUCUUGUCAUUAUAUACAUAUGGAGAAAUUUUAAAUAUAGUGUGUAAUAAAAUAUAUACCUGUAAUAAAAGUAUGAUUAAUACAUUGAACGAAAUAAAUAAAAAUACUUUUGUUUUAGAAAGUCAUUUGAAAUUAAAAAAUGAAUUGAAGAAAUUUUUUGAAUUGAAACAAAAUGAAUUAUUAAAAUAUAAAGGUAAAGAAGAUUCAUGUUUAAAUAAUAAUCUGUUAAUAAAUAAUUCCAAUAAUUAUAAUAAUAAUUCAGACAAAUGCUAUGUAGAUAAUAAUAAUAUAUUUAAUGGUUAUAGUUGUUUAAAAUCACUUAACACUAUUCCUAUAUCAAAUAAAAGUGGUGAAUUUAUCAAUAUGGAUAAUAUUGACGAUUAUUUAAAUACUUAUUAUGUUUCUUAUCAAGAAUCUUUUAAAGUUUCAAAAAAAGAACAAUACUAUUCUAUUUUAUAUCAUAUUUUUGAAAGUUAUAUUAAUAAUAUAGAUUCAGAUAAUAUGAAGAAUAGAUAUCCCAAUGUAAAAAAUAAAAAUAUUUCUAUAAAUUAUCUAGGAGUAUUACCAGAAAUAAUAAAAGUUUAUAAAACAUUCAAAUAUUGUGAUUCUUUAUAUACAUUAGCAAACAGUUAUAUUGAAAAAAUUCCAAAUGAUUUUAAUAUAGAAAAUGAAAUAGAAAAUGAAAAUAGUGAAAAUGAACAAAAUAACGAAAACGAUGAAAUAACAGAUGAAUCGAAUUUUUUAAAAAAGCAAAAUCAGAAAUAUAUGCUUUUAUUUCAGCGACAUUUACAAGAGGAAAUUAAAUUUAUUAAUUUUUUUGAAAUUUUAGUAAAAAAGAAAUUAGGACUUAUUCUAGAAGAAAAUGAAUAUUUAAAAUUAUAUAUUUUUUAUGGAAAAAAAAAUAUACCUAACUUACCAUUUACACCAUUAUUUUUUAGUUGUAGAACAAUUAUCAAGGUAGAAGUGUUAAGAGAUGUAGAUACAAAACAAAUUAUUUAUUCUAGUCGCUCUUUUUUUUUAGAAACUUUAGUAACAUUAAAAGAGUACAAAAUUAAAAAUGAAAGUGCCUAUAUAACUAUUGAAACUUCCAAUGAAAAAAAAUCCACAAAGAAAAGAUUAAAAAUGGACAUCUUAAAUAAAAUAUCCCCUAUGUCACAGAUAAAUGCUUAUAUUAUUUCUAGUAAAGGUAGAGAGAAAGUUUAUCACAAAGGAAAUGUUUAUCAGAGAUCAGCUACAGAUAUAAAACAUGUUAUUAGCGAUAUAAGAAACGAUUUUUUAAAUAUUAUUUUGCCGCAAUACAAUUUAUUUGAUUUAUUUGAUAAUUAUGUAUACAUAAUAAUUUGUUUAAAAAAUGAAAACUGCUAA